Molecule: messenger RNA, 1125 nt
Organism: Dioszegia hungarica
Lineage: Eukaryota; Fungi; Basidiomycota; Tremellomycetes; Tremellales; Bulleribasidiaceae
Exons: 6
Coding region: 1-1125 (374 amino acids)
Source: RefSeq, a predicted model, not a curated record
AUGAGCAGUAUCUGCCAGAGUCCAAUCAACAUCGUCACCCCGCCAUACAGUCGACAAGACCUCGAAGUCAUUCUCCGCCGGUGUCAAAAGACAAGUCGAGCUAUACAGCUCAGAUGGCACAUGAGUCCCAGUCUAGAGAGCUUGGCGAGUCUACAACUCGAUAUCAAUACCGCUCUGGCCGCUACGCAAGUGGAUCUCGCGACUGCCCUGAUAUCGGACGCUCGGCGGCAGGUCUACGCGCUUGGCCUGCAUACUGCUCAGCCCAAGGACGGUCUAUCUGUCAUCCAGCUUCAGAUCUGCCGGAGGCUCUUCUGGGAGAUCUACCAGAGCGACAAGACAAAUGUGAUGAACGCUAUAUCUGCCAUCUCGCUAAACGACCUCGAAGGUGUCCCACCCCUCCCUCUCGAGAUCGACGACGACUACAUCACCACCUCUGUCGCCACUCCCCAGCCUGACGGUCAAGUCUCAUACAUGACCGGCUUUGUCGUCAUUUCUCGUAUCUUUCAAAUCCUGGGCCAAUGUCAAAUUCGCCAAAAGACGUUUGCGAAUAACCGGGACGCGGGACCACCGAGGGAGAAGCUGCUUAUGUGGGUGGAAGAGCAGCGGAUCGGGAUGAGGAGGCUGCUGGGUGAACUGCCGGGCAAGCUGAGGGCGGAGUGGCGCGAGGCUGGCGGAUUCGAGCGGGCGGAAGAGAGCAGUCUGGGAAUACAGAGGGCGAACAUCCAUAUCACUGCUCUUUGCGUUGAGUUGGCACUGCUCGACUUCCGAGUCCACCUUGAUGCAGACGCAGACACUCGUACCGAACGCGAAUCGCUCGCUCGAAAGGCAUACGCCACCCUGUCCAACGUCCCGAUCGAAUACCUCGCGAGUAACGGCGAGAGCAUGCGCGGCAAGGUACUGCGUAUCGUGCUGGAUCUGCUGAGUAUGACAAAGGACGGGGCCGAGGGGGGCGAGGGUCAGGCGUUUGGGAAGGAUGUGUGGGACUGGUGGAAUAUGGUACGUCGUGCCCUCUGUGUCCCGCGAGUGCCUCCAAGAGAUACGAGUGCCGUUGCGGCGGGAACCUACAUGUGUAUAUCUUCGGUAUCUGUCAGUGUCGAAUGUAUACAUAUCUACGUCCAGGCAUGA